AUGGCAGACGCGCCUGUGCCCAUCACAGAAUGGCCCGAGUACAGUGUCGACCCACAGGGUGGUAACCCCAUCACGCAGGACCUCAACGCCCCAUAUGACAAGGGCGACUUGUGUUGGAUCCUUGUCUGCACAAUCCUAUGCUGGCAGAUCACGCCCGCCAUGUAA
This is a messenger RNA of Cladophialophora yegresii CBS 114405, 165 nucleotides long. RefSeq lists its product as uncharacterized. The transcript has 2 exons. NCBI's taxonomy places the organism in Eukaryota, Fungi, Ascomycota, Eurotiomycetes, Chaetothyriales, Herpotrichiellaceae. The coding region runs from base 1 to 165 and encodes 54 amino acids. The record is from RefSeq and is a predicted model, not a curated record.